UAUGGCGCGCGAUGAUGAAACAAGUGCACUUGAAUUACAUAUAAAAGGUAAAUAUAUACUUAAAAAUAAAGAAUAUAAUAUAUGUUACAUGGCUUUUAACGUAAUUUUUUCAGUAAACGGACAAAAUUUAUCAGCGAUCUCGGAAAAACGUAAUAUUGGCACAUUACGACCUCCUUCCGAUCCGUCUUGGCCUAAAAUACCUUUACGUCGUUUAAACGAUGAUACCAAUGACAUUAUCGAACCUCCGUGUGUUGUUACUCUGAUAGGAACUCCUAGAAAAGGUCGUAGUAUAGUGCGAGCUGUUACAUGUCAACAUACUAGACCAAGAUUAAGCCAAAAGUACGAAGUACCCACGCACAUACCGAAAAGAUUGCCCGGUUCUAUCGAUCCACGUUUUAAAAGACAAAUAUCGCGACAGAAGGCUGAAAAGCCAGAUGAAUCUUGUGACACGAAGAAUGGCAAACAAACGCCAGGAAUUAAUACGCAUAUUCUGCAAGAAAUUAAUAAACCUGAGGAUAGAUUACAGGGAGCGAUUAAAAGUGCGGAUAAUUACACAUGCAAUGAUGCAGAUAAAUUAUUAGAAAGCGUUACAAAAAAGAGGACUAUUGAUUGUCUCACUGAAAAACAAUUCAUUUCGGAAGCUGAUCAUUAUAAAACGGCCUUGCAAUACGUUACUAACGAGCAAUGCGAUAUCGAAGAUAAAUUUCAAGUACAAAAACAAGAAACUAGCAGACCGCUGCUUUUAAUGGUUGAUGAAAAAAAGAUACACGCCCUGCCUAUUAACGCUUUUAAUAUAGAAGCUACCGCUUCUUCGAACGUACAGCCGUUGCAAUGUUAUAGCGUGCAAAUUCCUGUUGUUGCUUAUCAUAAUGUACCUUUACAAAUAUCGAAUAUACCAACGCAAGAGAGUAUUAAAAUCGAAUGUCAAAACGAUAGCAUGAAAAAUCGAGAAUUUGUCGGGAAUAUUUGCGAUCCAGUAUCAACGUUGGCCAAUUCGACUUAUGACUCCAAAGAAUCUGAAAAUGAGAAGUGUCUAUUUAAUGGUAAUAAAUUAUUUGCAAUAAUUUAUAUUGUUUACAUUCAUAAGAUGAAUGCUUUUGCGGAAUCUCUAGAAACUUUCUUACUCAUAUAUAUAUAUAUAUAUAUAUAUAUAUAUAUAUAUAUAUAUAUAUCAUUUUUAGGCAUUCGAGAACAUAUGAAGAACGGUAAUAAUAUUCCAGGGGACAAAAAUUGUGAAACAUCUGAUUCGAUACACGAUAAGGAAAACGUUAAUUUAAGUGUAUUACUCAAUCAGAAUACUGUACACGAGAUUUUACUUGAUAAAAGCCAUCGUGAAAAGUUUAAUACGAUAGAUAAUGCGGACAAUGUGAAAGAUGGCGAAAGUUCCUCGAACAUGACUACGGCUAGGAAAUUGAAAACAGUCGCCGAACAAAGAUGCAAUACAGAUAACUCGUGUAUCGCGAACAGAUACGGAAUCGAGCGGAAAACAUUGAGCGAAACGAGAAUAAUAAAGAAUUCGCUGCGAGAACUCGUGUAUCAUGAAAAAGAUAGCCGAGUCGAUUUAAACAAAUCCCCGAUAAACGUAAUAAAUAACAAAAUACUGAAGAAGGAUAUAGCAUUUAACGAGAUUAAAGGUAAAGAACGUGAUAACGAGAAUAAAGAAAAACACGGAGAACUACGCGUUAACGUAAAACGUAAAACUGCGCCGAUAAAUUUAUCGCGAAAGGCCAAAUCAUUCUUUCGGAAGAAAUCCCGUUUGGCGAUAACAGAUUCCGAUUGCACUCUGAUACUGCCCGGUUCUCGUCACGUUAAAGGUAAACAAUACGAGAGAACCCAUUUGAAGGUAAGUCAAUUGUUGCACAGAAGAAAUGGGAUAAAUAGUACGAAAUCUGGAGUACGAAUAAAAUUGAAUAACGUGAUACCAAGUCAUCGGAUAAACUCUUCUUCGUUGACGAAUCUACAAGCUAAGGGGGAUUUAUUCGAGGAACCAUCGUCCAUCCCUUUAGAGACGCAGGAAUUGUUGAAUCAGAGUUAUUGGGAGUAUUAUUGGAGGCUCAGGCGUAAGAUCGCAUUGACUAAUAAGGAUAAAGCGGGAGAGAAUGAUAAAUCACGAGAAUGUUUACCGGAAUCUCAAACCUUACAACAAUGUUCCGUGCUCUCUUGCAUGAUCAAUACGGCACUUCAAGAUUCGGCAAUUGCUGACGGUAAAUCAUCUUCGGAUCCGAUCGUCGCGACUUUCAACACGCGCGAGAACGUUUGUCACGAAGCUUCCGGAUUGUCGUCUUUGUUUGCGAAAAAAGCGAAACGAAGGAAAACCAAACGAGUGAGCAAACAGUUGUUCGGAUUUAGAACUAUAGCCUUACUUGGUAUCACGAUAUACAUCGCGAUCAUAUUUCUGCCUAUGAUAUACGAUUAUUUCUUUGAUGAGGAAUACGAGAAUGAUUACGAAAACGCGAAUUACAUCGGACUGGUGCUUCAGUACGUCGCAUCGUCGUUCGGAGAAGCCUUCGAUGGAAUCAUCGAUGUCUUGAACACAGUCUUUUUACACCCAGUAAGAUUCGAUCGAACUUUAUUAAGAAUCGUAUAAAUACACCACUCGUUCUACGUCUAUUCUACUAAACCGUGAGAAUCUCUCGCAUUAAACGUUCUGUAGUUAUGUGUCGUUUUCAGCGUC
Molecule: messenger RNA, 2674 nt
Organism: Cataglyphis hispanica
Lineage: Eukaryota; Metazoa; Arthropoda; Insecta; Hymenoptera; Formicidae
Exons: 8
Coding region: 2-2587 (861 amino acids)
Source: RefSeq, a predicted model, not a curated record